This is a messenger RNA of Tupaia belangeri chinensis (Chinese tree shrew), 2514 nucleotides long. RefSeq names its product ARF like GTPase 14 effector protein (gene ARL14EP). The transcript is spliced from 4 exons. The record is from RefSeq and is a predicted model, not a curated record. The coding region runs from base 210 to 992 and encodes 260 amino acids. Lineage: Eukaryota; Metazoa; Chordata; Mammalia; Scandentia; Tupaiidae. Gene Ontology annotation, cellular component: intracellular membrane-bounded organelle.
GCGGUGCCCAGCCGCGAAGCGGUCGGCGGAGUUCGACGGGUGUGGACCGCUUCUGCCCGAUCCCCGGAGGAGAGGGCCCGGCAAGGCUCUGGAAGGAGCGGGCCGGCGGAGACAGCGGCGGCGCGGAAGUCCCCUAGGUUGCUCAGCACAUGACCUACUAAAGAGAAAUCUCUAGACAAAAUAAAAGGAAAGAUUACCUAGCAUCAAGAAUGAUGGAUCCAUGUUCAGUGGGAGUCCAGCUGCGUACCACAAACGAGUGCCAUAAAACCUUCUAUACUCGUCACACGGGUUUCAAGACUUUGCAAGAAUUAUCGUCAAAUGAUAUGCUUUUACUUCAGCUUCGAACUGGAAUGACACUUUCAGGGAAUAAUACGAUUUGUUUCCAUCAUGUGAAAAUUUACAUCGACAGAUUUGAGGAUUUGCAGAAGUCUUGUUGUGACCCAUUUAACAUACACAAAAAACUGGCCAAAAAAAAUUUGCAUGUAAUUGACUUAGAUGAUGCCACUUUUCUGAGUGCAAAAUUUGGAAGACAGCUUGUACCUGGUUGGAAGCUUUGUCCAAAAUGUACACAAAUAAUCAAUGGAAGUGUGGAUGUUGAUUCUGAAGACCGCCAAAGAAGAAAACCUGAGUCAGAUGGAAGAACUGCUAAAGCUUUGAGGUCAUUGCAGUUUACAAACCCAGGAAAGCAAACUGAAUUUGCUCCAGAAACUGGUAAAAGAGAAAAAAGAAGACUUACAAAAAAUGCAACUGCUGGCUCAGACAGACAAGUGAUUCCAGCCAAAAGCAAGGUCUAUGACAGCCAGGGGCUCCUGAUUUUCAGCGGGAUGGACCUCUGCGACUGCCUCGAUGAGGACUGCUUGGGCUGCUUCUACGCGUGCCCGGCCUGCGGGUCCACCAAGUGUGGGGCCGAGUGCCGCUGCGACCGCAAGUGGCUGUAUGAGCAAAUUGAAAUAGAAGGGGGGGAGAUCAUUCACAAUAAACAUGCUGGGUGACUUCUUGUGGCGUCAGACGGUGGGGUCCUGUGAAGGACCUCUCUGGUCCUCAAGUCUGUUACUACAAGGUCCUUACCGUUUAAGCUUGGCCACCUCAACAUGCACUUGCUGUGUUCUCAUACUGCAUUCUGGAUGCUUUAAUGUGUAUUAUGUGAAGGAAAUUGAGAUGAGCUGUUUCUCUGGGUCAAUGUGAACAUGUAGGGUAUAGGCAGUCCUUGAUGUGCAUGCUUCUUACAGGCACAAGUGUCAACUGACCAUGACUUAGUUACAUAAUAUUGCCUCUCCUGGGGGCCAGCAGAUGUCAUAGUGGUUACAUCACUGGACUCCCAUACACCCGACCGUAGUUCAAGGUCUGGACCAGUGGCUUAAAAUUCACACUGUGCGCAUGUGCCUGCAUGCCCAAGAUCCCUGGAGAGGAUGGAGGAGAAGGGAUUGCAGGUGCCCGUCCCCCCAGGGAGUGACUUCUCACUUUCCUUCUCAUUGUUUCUUUAUCCCCACCUCCCAGUACAUAUGCCUUAAGGCAAAAACCUCUUUAAAAAAAAAACAGUUUAAUCUAACAGCAUAGCUUGAAUUUCAGUUACCACAGUAUAUUACACGUGAGUAAUUACAUAAAGUAUAAACUUUGCUGCUGGUUCUUCUAGAGCUCACUAUGUAAAUACAGUAAGAGGUACGCUACACAGUUACUGACCAAUCACAUUCAUUCUUUCAAACUGCUGGUGAUUGGUCCCUGUACAUGUAUUUCCAAUUCACUUGCAACAAAAUGUGUAUUUGUGUAGUCUCUGACAUCUUCAUGACAUUGUUCAGAAAUGGAUAAUUGAGAGAAUUGGCCAACAAAGAUGUACGUGCAGCAAAGAACUGUAAAAUUAUAAUAUUGGAAUUGAAAUUUGAAUUGAACUAAGCAGAGUUGUAGAAGAGAUCUUUGAUGGUAGGAAUGUUGAUACUGCUGCUGUUCCAGAGCCUCGAGGCCUGUAUCCAGAGGGACUCGUGAAGGCAGUCUCAGGCACUUUCUCGUGAAGAAAGUGGUCAUGAUGAGAAGAAUGGAUAUGUCUCAAAGCAAGCCAGGAAGCUUUACUCUAGAGGAUACUGGGCGUCAGUACAGGACGCAGCUUUGAAGACACAAAAAAUAAAACUGUGGAAGUUGAUCCAAAGGCAGUUUGCCAUGGUACAGAAAAGAGUCUUACUCAACAUCUUAAGUUACUUGACCACCAGCCCCCUCACCAAAAAACAAAAGACAAGCACUGUUCAGAUUACUCUUGGUUAUUUAGCUUUUACAAUGAAACUAAAAUUCUUAAUGUCUUACAGUGUACUAAGUAAAUAUUUUUAAACUCUUCCAUGCUCUCCUAUAGUUGUAAGUGACAGGAUUUGUGUGUUAGUAGGGAUGCCUUUAGCUGGGAACAGUACCUGUUUCUGGGAAACUUGAUUUUGACACAAAAUCUAUUUUGGCAAAUACUUAAAUGCUAAAAUGUAUUUCUUUUUUUCUCAUUUAAUCUUGAAAUAAAUACUGUAAACUUUUCAUUGUUUA